UCGCACAGCGCCUGCCUUGGACAAAACCCAUCUCAGGUGACAAAGUUCCACAAACAUCACGUCACUUCCUUCCUAAAGAACACGGACACCCCCCAAAAAUCAAAAAGAGACGCUCUGUAGGCGACAUAGCCCAUUUAUCUUACCCGUAAUGAACAGGUAGUGUGGUGUUGUGGAUUAGGAGUGUUUGCGCGGCGUCUGACAGUGUUGAGCUCUCACAAUGAUCCCGCACGAGCGCUCAGUCUGACGAAACUAACCGGGAACAGGCGAAUUUGAAACUUUUUUUUCCUCUUUCUUCCUGUCCGAUCGUGUCUGUUCCAGCUUCUCUUUGUACAACAGAUUUAGAGUUAGAUUCCUCCAAAAACACGCGCAAUUGACGGCAACUUUGGUGUCAUUUUACGCGUUAACCGGGACUUUGGAUAAGAGCGCGCGGGAUCUCGCCGGUAUGUUUUUACGCGACUUUAAACGUUCCUCUUCGGUUCCAUCCGUGGUCAUGGGAUUUCAGCUGGAUCUUUAGCUCUGUGGGAAAGACAUGAGCUCUGGAUAUGGGUCUGUGUCUGGGCUCAGAGGUGACAGAGGAGGGAAAGAAGGCGAAGAUCCACAGCUCGCAGAUAGACCGAGAUCUGUACGAGUACGCCAAGAGAGAGAUGAACGUGGUGAAGAUCCUCAUGCUGGGUGCUGCAGAAAGUGGGAAAAGUACGCUGGUCAAACAGAUGAAGAUUAUCCACAGUCAUGGAUUCACCAAACAAGAACUUUUAAGUUUUAAGCCCGCAGUGUUGGAUAACCUCCUGACCUCUAUGAAGUUUGUCCUCCAUGGAAUGGGCGUCCUUCGAAUCAACCUCGCCAACAGCAAGAACAAGGUCCAUGCUCACUCCGUUCUCUCGUGUGGCCGUUGUUUUGACGAAGACCAGAUGCUGUUCCCGUUCAUAGGCCACGCCCUCUGCUGUUUGUGGGCGGAUCAGGGGGUGCGGUCGGCAGCAGUGCGUGGAUACGAGUAUGAACUCAAUGACUCGGCACUAUAUUUUUUUGAGAACAUGGGCAGGAUCAUCGCUACCGACUACAUGCCGACAGAAACGGACGUUCUCAGAGUCCGACUGAGAACCACAGGAGUGAUCGAGACUCAGUUCAAAGUCAAACACCUGGUCUUCAGAAUGUAUGACGUUGGAGGCCAGAGGACGGAGAGGAGAAAGUGGAUCAGUUGUUUUGAGGAUGUGAGGGCCGUGCUGUUCGUUGUGUCUCUGAGUGGAUACGACAUGACGCUAGUGGAAGAUCCAUCUAUGAAUCGACUGCAGGAGAGUCUCAAGCUGUUCUCAUCAAUCUGCAAUAACGUCUUCUUCAGAAGUACUUCUAUGAUAUUAUUCAUGAACAAGAUUGAUCUUUUCCAAGAGAAGAUUCUCCACUCCGGGCGUCAUCUGCGGCAUUACCUUCCCCAGUUCAGAGGUGCCGACUGUGAUGUGGACGGUGCCGCCCGGUUCAUCGCCGCCAUGUUUGUGUCUCUCAACGCCACGCCCAGCAAGCUCAUCUACCAUCACUUCACCACAGCCACCGACACCUCCAACGUGCAGGUAGUUUUCCAGGUCGUCAUGGACACCAUCAUCAAGGAGAACCUGGAGGCUGUGUCUCUGCUCUGAGUCCAGAACGAUUCUCCUUUAAAAGCUGAAUAAAGACUCAUGGAUGAUGCUGAUGCUAUUUAUUAUAUAUGAUGCUCUGAUAUUAAUCAGAAUGGAGCGACUGCACACUUUUCAUGUAGCAAUAACCGAAUUUAUGCUUCUCUUACUUAAACACCAACUGACAGAAUGACAAAAUAUUUAAUAACUGUCCUGUAUAAUAAUCUCAAUCAGAUGUUACGCUGUGAAAGUGUAUAAUAUGGUUUUUUUAAUAUGGACAGUAAAUUGUACUGUCCUGGGAGGUCAAGUUGCUCAUUCAUGCAUCCUAUAAUUUUCCAUCUGACAUCGCUUCCUGUGUGUACGUUACCAUGGUUAAUAAUGACUUAUAAAAUAACCUUUUCUCCUUGUGUAAAUCUUUGUUCAACAUGGUCUGUUCAGAGCUCGAACACCCUGUCAGUUCAUUUUUUUUUAUUUUUUUUUUGCAUUAUGAAUCAUGUUUUGCUUUUGACUCAUUGGUGAUGCAAGGCGUUGCACUUUUAUAGUUCCAUAAUUCAAUCUGAAAUGGUUUUGUUGCACCAAAGUGAGCCACACAUCUAUAUGAAGCAUAAUCAUACCUGUAGCAAUUGCAUAUGGUUUUGUAAAUACAUUUGAAAUCAUGUUACUUUACCAUUUUUCCCAUUUAUUCAUUGAUAUUCCAUUGAUGGAUGUAUUUUUGCUAUUUAAAUGCCGUAUUUCGCUUUUCAAAAGCAUUUGAGUUACACUUUUGUAAAUGCAAACAAGCCACUGUGAAUAUAAACGUAAUUAAAAACUAACAUAUAUGUAUUUGA
Megalobrama amblycephala (Wuchang bream) is the source of this 2431-nucleotide messenger RNA. RefSeq names its product guanine nucleotide binding protein (G protein) alpha v1 (gene gnav1). The transcript is spliced from 9 exons. The record is from RefSeq and is a predicted model, not a curated record. Lineage: Eukaryota; Metazoa; Chordata; Actinopteri; Cypriniformes; Xenocyprididae. Gene Ontology annotation, cellular component: heterotrimeric G-protein complex. Gene Ontology annotation, molecular function: GTPase activity; guanyl nucleotide binding; G protein-coupled receptor binding. Gene Ontology annotation, biological process: adenylate cyclase-modulating G protein-coupled receptor signaling pathway; Rho protein signal transduction. Bases 543 to 1628 code for a protein of 361 amino acids.